Lingula anatina is the source of this 3252-nucleotide messenger RNA. Its product is annotated as apicoplast pyruvate carrier 1. Lineage: Eukaryota; Metazoa; Brachiopoda; Lingulata; Lingulida; Lingulidae. The record is from RefSeq and is a predicted model, not a curated record. Gene Ontology annotation, biological process: transmembrane transport. Gene Ontology annotation, molecular function: transmembrane transporter activity.
GAAUUACCAUGAUAAAAUUCGUCAGAGAUACUUUUGGUUAUACAACGUUUGUGAUACAUUUUGAAACCUGACCCCUGAUUUUUUGCUAGAGUGGAAGGAUAUAGUAGCAGUAGAGCAGUUCCUCGGCACUUCCGUGUACAACAUGAUACUAUGAUCACGAGAAGCAGAUGUGCUAUUUUCAGCAUAGAUUUUUUCGAAAAUCGGCCUCAUUUUCUCCAAACAUGCCACGAAUGUGGAAGGGAUAUUUAGCCGUGGUCGGGGGAAUAAUUGUGCACUUAUCACUCGGAACUACGUACACUUUUGGAAACUUGACAUCUUACCUCACCUCCUACAUAAGGGAAUUAUCCUACCCACAUGAUUUGAAUUAUCAGACUGCAGAAUGGAUCUUUGCAAUGGCUGGCAUGGGUCAGGGGAUGUCCAUGUUUCUUGGUGGGGCAAUAUUUAGGAAAUUUGGUGCUAGAGUGGCAGCUUUUCUAGGGUGUGCUCUAAUGAGUGGUGGAGUUCUUCUUACUUCUGUGACAAUCAAACAUUCAUUUCUAUUAACCUUGCUAACAUAUGGUAUCAUGUUUGGACUGGGAGUGGGCAUGGCAUAUGCUCCUUGCUUGGCUAAUUCCAUGAAGUGGUUUCCUGAUCACAAAGGGUUGGUCAAUGGACUGGUGGUGGCAGGGUUUGGAGGAGGAGCAUUUAUAUUCAACCAAGUACAAACAGCCUACAUCAACCCUCAUAACUUACCAGUAAAUAGCGCAAGGUAUUUUACUGAAAAAAAGCUGCUGGAGCGUGUGCCAAGUUGUUUUUUAGUGCUAGGGGGAUCAUAUGUAGCUAUGCAGUUUGUGGGAAUCCUCAUAUUAUUUGCUCCCCCUGAGGCACACUCUCGAAGGGCUUCCAUUCAAGAAGAUGAAAGUGCUCUGUUACCUGAAGAUCGGUCAGAUUCUGAUGUUGAUUACAAAAAGAAAAUGGCACCAAACAUAGCAAGAGAUUACUAUCCAAAGCAAAUGAUUAGGUCCAAAUAUUUCUAUAUUCUCUGGUUUAUUUUUCUUUUAAAUGGACAAGCAGUGAUAUUUUCCUCUAGUUUAUACAAGGCAUAUGGGCAGACCUUCAUCAAAGAUGACCAGUUCCUGGCAAUAGUGGGUGCCUUUGCAGCAGUCUUCAAUGCUGGGGGAAGGAUCUUCUGGGGGGUUAUUGCUGAUAAAUUUUCUUUCAAGACUGCCAUGUUAUGUCUAUGCACCAGUAUGUGUGCCCUGAUGAUGACCUUCAUCAUUGCCCCGCUGGGAGGCAAGGUCAUGUUUUUCAUCUGGGUGUGUCUAAUCUUUGGUACCUUCUCUGGAAACUUUUCGCUCUUCCCCACUGCCACAGCCAAGGCAUUCGGUGCCAAGCAUGUGGCCGUGAACUAUGGAUUGUUAUUCACGUCACAGGUCAUUGCUCCUCCUCUUGGGGCCUUCCUUACCCAGCAGCUGCUACAUCUUAUAGGCUGGUUCUUCAUGUUCUGUAUUGUAGCCGGGUGCUCUUUUAUAAGUUUAAUCCUGACAUUCCUGUUCAAUGUGAAGACACGAGAGGGAAAAGACAUCUAGAUCUCUGUUUAAGAGGGUGUUAUAAAGAAUUCCAUAAUUAGAGACACAAGAGGAAAAAGAUAUCUAGAUCUCUGUUCAAGAGGGUGUUAUAAAGAAUUCCAUUAUAGAGACAAGAGAGGAAAAGAUAUCUAGAUCUCUGUUUAAGAGGGUGUUUGUAAAGAAUUCCAUUAUAGAGACAAGAGAGGAAAAAGAUAUCUAGUUCUCUGUUUAAGACGGUGUUAUAAAGAAUUCCAUUAUAAUGACAGGAGAGGAAAAAGAUAUCUAGAUCUCUCUUCAAGAGGGUGUUUUAAAGAAUUCCAUUAUAGAGACAUGGGAGGGGAAAAAUUUAUAAAUCUCUGUUCAAGAGGGUGUUAAUUAGACUGAAUUCCUUAAUAGAGACACAAGAGGAAAAAGAUAUUUAGAUCUCUCUUCAAGAGGGUGUUAUAAAAGAAUUCCAUGGAUUUUUCACAACUGGGUAUUUACAAUAUCCAGUCUAUCAAAACAUUACUGUAGAAGCUUUCUAUGCAAAAAAAAAAUUGAAAUUUUUAUGUUACCUUAUAACAUAUCUCAAUGAAGAACUUUCAUAGUUUAAAAGAAGGCACAGUUAUGACAGUAACGUACUGUAAUGGAUUUGCACAAAAGGUUUACAAAUAAUUCCUAGUUAUAGGAUUACAGUGUUUAAGAGAAAGCAGAAAAGUGGACCACAAAUAAAUAGAACCUGCAAUCCCCUUGCUCCACUGAAACCUCUCCACUUGUGCAAUUUGAAUGUUUAUUUUGUGGAGUUUUUUCCAAUACCAAGUGUAAUAUACAGAUAUCUGUGGGUCUGCAAGUGUGUCUUUUCUCUCUUUUUGGGGAAAAGCAGGGUAUGAACCCACUUUUCCAUAUAUAAAAUAGGCAUGGAGGGUGCAGGUGCCUUGUUACCUACACACAUUUGCUCUGAUUUGAUAUAUUAUAUAUGCAUUGUUAUAAUAUAAAUACUGCUGUACAUAUUUAAUAUAAAAUGCUGUGAUUAUACUUGUACAUAUUUAUACCAGUAUCAACUAAAAUCAUUAAUGGUAGUUGAUGCUAUGAAAGUUUAAUAAUAUUUUUGCCUUUUUUCUUAGAUCUCUUUUGAAUUAUAUUGAUAUUUAAUAUGUUAGUAUGACUUGGAUUUUUAUGACUGGAGCAGCAUUAUGGCUAAAAAGAUGCCAAACAUGUAAGUUAACAUAUUGAAUUAUUACAUUGCUUUGUCCAAGAUUUUAUGAUUUAUGGAUUUUCGUUGUUGAAUUUUUGUCCCCAGGUGACAGCACUAUACAGGACAUCCUCACCACCACAGUGGCAAAUUCUCUUAGUUUGAAUACAAGAAAUAAUAUUAUGAUAUCUUUUUUCCCUAGACUCUUGUUUUUGCUGGUAAGAUUUUUCAUUUAUUUAUUUGAUGAAAAGUUGAUUUGUCAUAAUGCUUUUCACCAAAUUGUGUCAAAUCUUUUGUUUUUUUUUAAUGAUACACAAUAACACUCACGUUGUCACAAUUGAUUCUGAAAAAAUAUUCCCUUGAAUAUAUGCACAGCACAAAUAUUAUACUUUACUCUGUUGAUGUCAAAAUUGUUUACAUCAAUGACAUUCACAGAAAAUAUUUUAAAUUUUUUAUUGUGAAUUAACAUACAAUAAGUUGUUUAUUCCAGUAAAAUGUAUCUUGUUAAAUAAAUAUGCUACUUUUUUUUUCUUA